This is a messenger RNA of Manihot esculenta (cassava), 2840 nucleotides long. Its product is annotated as potassium transporter 5. Gene Ontology annotation, molecular function: potassium ion transmembrane transporter activity. The transcript has 6 exons. Gene Ontology annotation, cellular component: membrane. NCBI's taxonomy places the organism in Eukaryota, Viridiplantae, Streptophyta, Magnoliopsida, Malpighiales, Euphorbiaceae. Gene Ontology annotation, biological process: potassium ion transmembrane transport. The record is from RefSeq and is a predicted model, not a curated record. Bases 309 to 2582 code for a protein of 757 amino acids.
GGCAAGGGGGUCGCUGCCAAUCAUCGUAGAUAGAGCUGAAUUUGCAUGAAAGUGAUUUUUGGCUACCUUCUAAUCACUACAAACACGAUCUGACCUUGCUUCAUAGUGAGUUUCCAAGCUUUCAAUUGGCAGCUUUAGAUAGAUUUUUUACACCUACUACAUAUACCCAUCACAUAGCCAGAGAGGAUAAGAAUCCCACACCUGACAAGCCUGCUAUUCUCCUGCAACGACAAGCUCAAGCUCAAGCUCAGGCUCAGGCUCAGGCUCAGGGGAUUUGAUAACUAAAUUCUGACCAGUUUCGUACAAUAAUGGAGAACGGAAAUGUGGUAAACGAAGAAGUGGAAGUGCAGGACGAAGGUAACCAUCAAGAACUUGGCAAUGGAAACCUAAGCAUUAAACGAGACUUGUUGGAUUUGGAGGCUGGUGAUCACAAUACUGUGCAGAAAAUGAAUUGGGGAACCGUAUUGAAGCUUGCAUUUCAAUGUAUUGGAGUUGUUUAUGGUGAUUUGGGUACGUCUCCGUUGUAUGUGUUACCUGGGAUUUUUCCUGAUGGGAUCAAACACAACGAUGAUCUGCUUGGGGUCUUAUCUUUGAUUAUUUACUCUAUUAUUAUCAUUACCUUGAUCAAGUAUGUCUUCGUGGUUUUAUCCGCCAAUGAUAAUGGUGAAGGAGGAACUUUCGCAAUAUAUUCUCUCAUAUGCCGCCAUGCCAAGGUCAAUAUGAUACCAAAUCAUCAGGCUGAAGAUAGAGAGCUGUCCAAUUAUAAGCUAAAAACGCCACAUCGCCGAAUGAAAAUGGCUUCAGCUGUAAAAUCAAAGCUCGAGAAUAGCUACAUAAUGAAGGUCUCUCUAUUGUUCAUGAGCAUGCUUGGAGUGUCCAUGGUCCUUGGAGAUGGCGUUCUCACACCCUGCAUAUCAGUGUUAUCAGCAGUUUCAGGUAUCAAGGAAGCUGAUGCUAGCCUUACUGAUAAUGCCAUCAUGUGGAUUUCAGUUGGGAUUUUGAUUUUCUUGUUUCAAAUUCAGAGGUUUGGAACAGAUAAAGUUGGGUAUACUUUUGCUCCAAUUAUUAUUAUUUGGUUUGGUUUUAUUGCAUGCAUUGGGAUUUUCAACACUGUCAAGUACGAUCCUAGUGUGAUGAAGGCUGUGAAUCCAUGGUACAUUGUGCAAUAUUUCAAGAGAAAUAAAAAGGAUGCAUGGAUCUCUCUUGGAGGCGUCAUCUUAUGCUUAACAGGUUCUGAAGCCUUGUUUGCUGAUUUAGGACACUUCAAUAUUCUGUCGGUUCAAAUAAGCUCUUGCUCUGUGCUCAUUCCCUCCGUCUUGUUAGCCUAUGUUGGUCAGUGUUCAUAUCUCCGGGAGAAUACUCAGGAUGUUACCGAUGCCUUCUACAAAUCCAUCCCUAGUGAGUAUACUCCUGAUGUUUCUACGACGAGCGCCCUUGAUUUAUUCUUGUGUUUGAUUAUUUAUGUGAUUGAUUUCUUUGGUGCAGAAUCAAUGUAUUGGCCACAGUUCAUUGUGGCAGUCUUGGCAGCCAUCAUUGCUAGUCAGUCAUUGAUCUCGGCUUCCUUUUCUAUCAUCCAACAAUCAGUGGCACUUGGGUGCUUCCCUCGAGUUAAAGUUGUGCAUACAUCUGCAGAACACGAGGGUCAAGUUUAUGUGCCUGAGAUCAAUACUCUUCUGAUGUUGGCUUGUGUUGGAGUCACUCUUGGCUUCAAAAACACUUUAAAGAUUGGAAACGCAUAUGGUAUUGCUGUGACAUUUGUUUUCGUAAUUACAUCUUCAUUUCUGGUCCUUAUUAUGAUCAUGAUAUGGAAGACACACAUCAUCUUCAUCAUCCUCUAUGUCCUAACCAUCGGUCUCAUUGAACUCAUAUUUUUAAGCUCUGUGCUUUACAAGUUUGUUGAUGGAGGGUACCUUCCUUUGUUCUUUGCCUUCAUCGUGGUGGCCAUCAUGUUCAUAUGGAACUAUGGUUACAGGAAAAAGUAUACGUAUGAGCUUGAAAACAAAGUUUCAAUAGAGAAGCUCGCUGAUAUAACCUCAGAUGAAAGGAUUCAUCGAACCCCAGGACUUGGUUUAUUUUACACUCAGCUUGUUCAUGGGAUAUCUCCAAUAUUCACUCAUUACGUCUCAAGUGUCUCAUCUCUACAUUCAGUUGUUGUGUUCGUUUCAAUCAAGUCAUUGCCAAUUAGCAAAGUCUGUCCUGAUGAAAGAUUCUUGUUUGAACGAGUGAAGCCUAGAGAGAUGAUCUUCCGAUGCAUUGUGAGGUAUGGAUACAGAGAUUCAAGAAAGGAGCAAGAGAGGUUGGAGGAUAUGAUGGUAAAUCAAUUGAAGGAGUUCAUAAGAAAUUAUGAAAAUGGAGAAGACAUGCAAAGGGAGGUGGCUUUGGUUGAUCAUGCACAAAGAGAGGGUGUUGUUUAUCUAAUGGGUGAGAGCCUUGUGAUGGCUUCAGAUGGAUCAAAAUUAGUGAAGAAAUUAACUAUAGACUACUUAUACAAUUGGCUAAGCAGGUGUGUGAGGCAGCCUGAUGAAGUUUUCUUGGUUCCUCGUAAGCAUUUACUCAAAGUAGGCAUGACUUAUGAGGUUUAAUUAGUGAUCAUGUUAAAAAGUUGACUUAGCUGCUGCAAUUUCAUUCUUGAUCACUAAGUUGCUGAAAUUUCUUUAUUUUUCUAUUGUUUCUUAACUUUAACUUGUUCAAUAACAUGUCAUCCAUGUAGUUGCUUGUUUUUAGCUUAGUUGUUAAACAUGGAGACAUUCCAUGUAGUUGCUUGUUUUUAACUAUUUCAAUUUCUAUUUCUGCUGUAUUUAAGUUAAUGUUGCAGUCAAUAAAAAUAAGACUUUGCACAA